This is a messenger RNA of Phyllostomus discolor (pale spear-nosed bat), 658 nucleotides long. RefSeq names its product charged multivesicular body protein 3-like. Gene Ontology annotation, biological process: late endosome to vacuole transport; endosome transport via multivesicular body sorting pathway; protein transport. The transcript is spliced from 2 exons. NCBI's taxonomy places the organism in Eukaryota, Metazoa, Chordata, Mammalia, Chiroptera, Phyllostomidae. The coding region runs from base 200 to 658 and encodes 152 amino acids. Gene Ontology annotation, cellular component: multivesicular body; ESCRT III complex. The record is from RefSeq and is a predicted model, not a curated record.
CCAUGACCUGCCUGGUCACAGGGAAUGAAAAGUGGGAAGGGGCAAGACAAGUAAAGUAAGCAACGGGGCUGUUUGGAAAAACCCAAGAGAAGCCGCCCAAAGAGCUGAUAUUCAAAGAGAAGAAUAAAAAGUGAAACAGUCUGUGAAAGAUGCUGCCAAGAAGGGUCAGAAAGAUGUCUGUGUGGUUCUGGCCAAGGAGAUGAUCAGGUCAGGGGAGGCUGUAAGCAAGCUCUAUGCAUCCACAGCUCAUAUGAACUCUGUGCUCAUGGGCAUGAAGAUCCAGCUGGCAGUUUUGUGCAUGGCUGGUUCCCUGCAGAAGAACACAAAAGUGAUGAAGGCCGUGAAGAGUCUAGUGAAGAUCCCAGAAAUUCAGGCCACCAAGUGGGAACUGUCCAAAGAGAUGGCGAAGGCUGGGAUCAUAGAAGAGAUGUUAGAGGACUCUUUUAAAAGCAUGGAUGAUCAGGAAGAAAUGGAAGAAGCAGCAGAAAUGGAAAUUGACAAAAUUCUGUUUGAAAUUACAGCAGGAGCCUUGGGCAAAGCAUCUAGUAAAGUGACUGAUGCCCUUCCAGAGCCUGAACCUCCAGGACCAAUGUCCACCUCAGAAGAUGAGGAAGAGGAGGCUCUGAGGGCCAUGCAGUCCCAGCUGGUCACUCUCUGA